UGUGGUAGGUUAGCAAGAUGAACAAAGAUGCGCAGAUGAGAGCAGUGAUUAACCAAAAGUUGAUAGAAACUGGAGAAAGAGAACGCCUCAAAGAGUUGCUGAGAGCUAAAUUAAUUGAAUGUGGCUGGAAGGACCAGUUGAAGGCACACUGUAAAGAGGUAAUUAAAGAAAAAGGACUAGAACACGUUACUGUUGGUGACUUGGUGGCUGAAAUCACACCAAAAGGCAGAGCCCUGGUACCUGACAGUGUAAAGAAGGAGCUCCUACAAAGAAUAAGAACAUUCCUUGCUCAGCAUGCCAGCCUUUAAGAUUGAAUUAGAUUGUGUCGUUUUGUGGUUUUAUUUCUGAAAGUAAAACUUGCCAUAAAUUAGGAAUCGAUUUCCCAAAAUAAAAUCCUUUUUUGUAUGAUGGUAA
Hyaena hyaena (striped hyena) is the source of this 414-nucleotide messenger RNA. Its product is annotated as transcription and mRNA export factor ENY2-like. Bases 18 to 308 code for a protein of 96 amino acids. Lineage: Eukaryota; Metazoa; Chordata; Mammalia; Carnivora; Hyaenidae. Gene Ontology annotation, cellular component: SAGA complex; DUBm complex; nuclear pore. The transcript has a single exon. Gene Ontology annotation, biological process: regulation of transcription by RNA polymerase II; positive regulation of DNA-templated transcription; poly(A)+ mRNA export from nucleus. Gene Ontology annotation, molecular function: transcription coactivator activity; chromatin binding. The record is from RefSeq and is a predicted model, not a curated record.